Tripterygium wilfordii is the source of this 2159-nucleotide messenger RNA. RefSeq lists its product as uncharacterized. The coding region runs from base 153 to 1970 and encodes 605 amino acids. The record is from RefSeq and is a predicted model, not a curated record. The transcript is spliced from 17 exons. Lineage: Eukaryota; Viridiplantae; Streptophyta; Magnoliopsida; Celastrales; Celastraceae. Gene Ontology annotation, molecular function: protein binding.
CCCAUUCGUACUCUCUCAUAUAAAUUGUCCGCGGGAGUUGCACUCUCUCCGUUCUUCGACGGGGCAGACCGCAGACCAGUUGAGUGACACAGAAGCCAAACAGUAGUCUCUACGACACUGAACCAUUAGGGCAUUCUGAAGACUCACGAGACAUGCUACGAUCCCCGUCCUUGGUGUCGCUGGUCGUCAAGGCAAUUGACAGAGACCUAAUUUGCGGAGGUGAUGAUUUAUCGGACAUAUAUGAGCUUCCAUCGGAGCUAUUUGAUUUACUGGUAGCCAGUUUAUGUCCUAUGGCAUUGGAAAAGUUGCUAUCGGAAAUGCCAUUUGAUGUUUGCAAUGACAAUAUGCCUACCAGUUAUUUCCUGAAAAAGGAUAGGAAACGUGGAAGAAAUUGGAACCUCAAUGAAGCAUGGAAGAAUUUAGUUAAGUUGCGCUGGCCUGAACUCAGUGAAAUCGAGCUAGAUGACUGGCAGCAGGUUUAUUGGGAAACACAUUUGCAGAACUGCCUGGAUGAAGCCGCUGAGUUAGCUUUGCUCCCAUCUUUUGAUGGGUGUAUCAGUGAAAUAAAAAUUUCAGACAGAUUACUAAAAUAUGUUGGUUGUCUGGGAUACUUGACUCGUUUGAGCUGUGACUACUCAACAUUGUCUUACCACUGUGAACAAUUUGGGUACUAUGCAAGAUAUUUGAGACUUCCCAGUGUGCUCUGUGUUGCGCAAACUUGUCGAUUAUUGAGGAACAGCAAACUGGAAAUUUUGGUGCUGCGUUGGAUUAGAAGCAAGGAACAUAUCGACGGAUUAUGCAAACUCCUGAUCCAGAACAGUGCAACUCUAACGACGCUUGAGUUUAUUCACUGCAGCCUUUCAUCUGCUUUUGUGAAUGCGAUUUUCAGUUCUCUGCACAGAAGAAGUGGACAAGCACAAGGGAUACAGGAUUUGUCUAUUAAGACAUCAAACUUUCUUGAACCAUCCCUAGUAUCCUUACCUCUUGCACUUGCAACGUUUCUCUCGUCUGGAAGGCCCUUGCAUUCAUUAAAAUUUUCUGACAACCAUCUGGACCAAAAUUGUGCGCGAAUGGUUUUGAGUGCCCUUCUUGACGCAUCCUCUUGUCUAUCCAUCCUUGAUCUUUCAGAAAACCAUAUAGCAGGAUGGCUUUCUAAUUUCUGUGUGAGAUCCUCAAGCGGCAACCUGUCAUCUUUUGGGUCAGACAAGUAUUUGAAAUCAUUACGAGAACUUAACCUAAGGCAGAAUGAUCUAAACAAGGAUGAUGCAGACAAUUUGAGAUGUCUGUUUUUUCAUAUGCCCAACUUGAAGAUUUUGGAUAUAAGUGACAAUCCUAUCGGGGAUGAUGGAAUCAGAUGUUUAAUCCCCUACUUUGUUGAAGCCUCAGUGGAAGGGCGCUUUCACUUGACUGAGAUGAAUUUGCAGUGUUGUGAGCUUUCCUGUGAGGGAGUGACUCAACUACUUGAAACCCUCUCCACCUUGAAAACACCGCUGAGAUCUCUCUCUCUUGCAGAUAAUGUCCUUGGCAGCCAAGUAGCAGGAGUUUUGGGAAAUUUUUUGCACACAUCUAUACAAGUGCUUGAUGUUGGAGGUAUUGGCUUGGGUUCAUCUGGCUUUCAAGAACUGCUAGAACGAAUUACAGGAGAAUUGAAACUUACGAAAGUAAACAUAAGCAAAAACCAUGGUGGGAUUGGAACUGCAAAGUUUCUGUCAAAGCUCUUCUCCUUGGCACCAGAACUUGUCAAAGUCAACGCAACAUAUAAUUUUUUGCCGGUAGAGUCAUUGCCCAUUAUAUGCUCUGGACUGAAGGUUGCAAAAGGUAAGCUCGAUUAUUUGGACCUGAGGGGCAACUUCUGGGAGUCUCAGCCAGCUCAUGCUUCUAUGUUUGCCAACUUCCGACAUAAUGGAAAACCCAUAGUGAUUCUUGAAUCUACACCAGCGUCAAACAUUCCUUACGAUGACGAUCCAUAGAUUGAAUAGCUGUCGCUCACUUCCUCAACCAACGCCAUGUUACAUUAUCCUCGUAUGUGUUUAAUUAUCUUGCAAUGUACAUACUUGGAUGUGAAGCUUUUGUUAUUCCUGUAUUAUAGCUUAGCAAAACUAGUUUUUAUCAUCUAUGCUUUCUUUCUUUUAUACAGAAAUAAGAGUUUCUUCGGCCUA